UCCGUACGCCCGCGCGCACCACGCGUCCCGUGAGCCCGCCCGCUCUCGAACUAGCCCGCCGCUCGUCCCGUGUGUGUGUAUCACUGAAAAACUACUCUACGCAUAUCAAACUGCACCAACACAUAUCUAAACAAAGUUUGUGACUACUCCACCCACCGGAUCACAGUUUAAUAACUAUGUUUAAGUGAUUAUCAACAUUAUGGCAAUGAAGAACUGAAUUCUUAGUGUUAAAUAAUUGUUUACUUAGACAUAUCUAUGUUAGCAUAUCAAUAAUAAGUGUUAAUUUAAGUGAGAGUGAAUUAAUUUAUAAGUGAGUAAGACUUUAGUGAAAAUGUCGGAGCGUUUCAAGGUGACGAAGUUUGAUGAGCCUUCAGGGAAGACGUACAAGAACUAUGGAGCUACGUCGGCGGAAAGCGACGUUGAACUGAAAGGAAAGCUCCUACAAGACUCAGGUGACACGGAUGAACAUGGCCUGCCGAAGGAUAAGGACAAGGGAUAUGACACCAAUCUCUAUCUGUACCAUGAGGAGAUGGAAGAUCGCCCUCGCGCGGCAACAUUCCUCAGCUCGCUGGCGGACUACUCCAAUACCAUACCGACGGCGUCGACGGCGGACCCCGACGCCGCGAAGCCCGCGCCGCCUGCGCGCAUGGGCACACUCAUCGGCGUCUACCUACCCUGCAUACAGAACAUCUUCGGCGUCAUUCUCUUCAUCCGUCUCACGUGGGUGGUCGGUACUGCCGGCGCUAUACAAGGCUUCUUAAUUGUACUUACAUGCUGUUGUACGACGAUGCUGACGGCGAUAUCGAUGUCUGCGAUUGCGACUAACGGCGUGGUGCCAGCGGGCGGAUCGUACUUUAUGAUCGGGCGGUCACUGGGCCCAGAGUGCGGAGGCGCAGUCGGCAUGCUCUUCUACACCGGUACCACUCUCGCCGCCGCUAUGUACAUUGUCGGCGCCGUCGAAAUCGUACUGACAUACAUGGCCCCGUGGAUGUCGAUCUUCGGAGAUUUUACAAAGGACCCUGACGCAAUGUACAAUAACUUCCGCGUCUAUGGAACAGGACUCUUGCUUAUAAUGGGUAUGGUGGUGUUCGUCGGAGUGAAAUUCGUCAAUAAAUUCGCAACUAUUGCCCUCGCCUGUGUCAUUCUGUCUAUUAGUGCUGUCUACGCGGGAAUCUUCGUUAAUUUCAACGGAAACACUAAACUUCAAAUGUGCGUUCUCGGAAAACGUCUACUCAAAGAUAUAAACAUAGACAACUGCACAAAGGACGUCGGCGGCGAACUCCAUCAAUUGUUCUGCCCCAAUAACCUUUGCGACCCCUACUAUGCCGCACAUAAUGUUAACAUUGUACAAGGAAUUAAGGGUCUGGCUAGUGGAGUCUUCUUUGACAAUCUUCAAGAUUCAUUCCUCCAACUCGGACAAUAUAUCGCUUACGGCAAAGAACCUGAUGACAUUGAACAAAUGGAGAGACCUACUUAUAAUCAAGUGUAUGCCGACUUGACAACUACUUUUACCAUUUUAAUAGGAAUAUUUUUCCCAUCAGUAACUGGUAUAAUGGCGGGAUCGAAUCGUUCUGGUGAUUUGGCUGACGCUCAAAAAAGUAUCCCGAUCGGAACUAUUUGUGCAAUUUUAACAACUUCGACAGUCUAUUUAUCUUGUGUCUUGCUCUUCGCGGGAACUGUUGACAAUCUAUUGCUUCGUGACAAAUUCGGUCAAUCUAUUGGAGGUAAACUUGUAGUGGCGAACAUGGCUUGGCCAAAUCAAUGGGUGAUCUUAGUCGGCUCGUUCCUCUCGACUCUUGGAGCUGGUCUGCAAUCAUUAACUGGUGCUCCUCGUUUACUGCAAGCAAUUGCCAAAGAUGAAAUUAUACCAUUCUUAGCACCUUUCGCUGUGUCAUCUAGUAGAGGUGAACCUACCAGGGCCCUGCUUUUGACAAUGUUAAUCUGCCAGUGUGGUAUUCUCCUUGGCAACGUUGAUAUCCUCGCCCCACUGCUGUCGAUGUUCUUUUUGAUGUGCUACGGUUUCGUAAAUUUGGCUUGUGCCCUGCAAACAUUAUUAAAGACACCUAAUUGGCGUCCGAGAUUCAAAUAUUAUCACUGGUCUCUGUCACUAGCUGGUUUGACCUUAUGCAUUUCAAUUAUGUUUAUGACAUCAUGGUUUUACGCAUUGAUUGCCAUGGGUAUGGCCGGUCUUAUCUACAAGUACAUUGAAUAUCGUGGAGCGGAAAAGGAAUGGGGUGAUGGAUUACGCGGUCUGGCAUUAUCAGCUGCGCGUUACUCAUUGUUACGUCUAGAAGAAGGUCCACCCCACACUAAGAAUUGGCGGCCACAAGUUUUGGUCCUUGCGAAACUUAACGAUGAUUUGAAUCCUAAAUACCGUAAAAUGUUAGCUUUUGCGAGUCAACUUAAAGCAGGCAAAGGAUUGACAGUUUGCGUGUCUGUGCUUGGUGGCGACUUCCCUCGGCGGGCCGGUGAAUCGCUAACUGCCAGACAAAAUCUCCGUAAAGCCAUGGACGCAGAAAAAGUUAAAGGAUUUGUAGAUGUUCUUGUAUCCCACAACAUUGCUGAUGGGCUGAGUCACUUCGUCCAGACAAGUGGGUUGGGCGGGCUCAAACCAAACACCGUAAUACUUGGCUGGCCUUACGGUUGGAGGCAAUCGGAAGACAAGCGAACUUGGGAAGUGUUUCUAGACACUGUGCGCGCUGUCACCGCUGCUCGAAUGGUCAUGCUUGUACCGAAAGGCAUAAACUUCUUCCCUGAUAGCACUGAAAAGGUUGCUGGCAACAUUGAUAUUUGGUGGAUAGUUCACGACGGUGGUAUGUUGAUGUUGUUGCCAUUCCUGCUGAAACAGCACCGCACCUGGAAAAAUUGUAAGAUGCGCAUUUUCACUGUUGCGUUGAUGGAAGACAACUCUAUACAAAUGAAGAAAGAUCUCAAGAUGUUCCUCUAUCAACUCCGUCUUGAAGCUGAAGUAGAAGUAGUUGAAAUGACUGAUAGUGACAUCUCUGCUUACACCUAUGAGCGAACUUUAAUGAUGGAACAACGCAACCAAAUGCUACGCGAACUUAGACUGAACAAAAAAGAAACACUCGGGAUGAUGCAAAAUUUGGUGGACUAUCAUGAACCAAACGCCGAAGAGAAGUUACCUCUGGUGCAAGCGAUUGUUGACCAUCACCAUGCCGACGUGAAGACGGCCAGCAAGGUCCGAUUCGCGGAACCCGGAACUGGUGAGCCCGGCCCCGAAGAUGCUCCUUCACCACCACUGACAGAUAAUGAUGAAAAGGACAAAGACGAUAAGUCGCAGUGCGAGGGCGCGCCGUCCCCGCCACUCGACGCUGAAAGAAACAAGGAGGCCGGAGCCAACGGGGACGUCCUCAACUCCAAACCUAACCUCCCUAACAUUACACCUGACGAAGGUACGGUGAGGAAGAUGCACACGGCGGUGAAGCUGAACGAAGUGAUAGUGUCGCGGUCCCACGACGCACAACUAGUGAUACUCAACCUGCCUGGCCCGCCCAGAGACACCGAGCUAGAAAUGGAAUCCAACUACAUGGAAUUCCUGGAAGUGCUGACGGAGGGUCUGGAGAAGGUAUUGAUGGUGCGCGGCGGCGGGCGCGAGGUCAUCACCAUCUACUCGUGAACGCGAAGCGCAACUCAACACACAAAUUAUGGCAAUACUAAAUUAAUCUUAAUCGAUAAAAAUCGAUCUAAAUAUCGAUUACGCAAAUAGGCGUCUCUACUGUAAUAGCUCUUUGUGAUUAUUUAAAAUUAACAACAAUUCUGUUAUUAAACAUUUAUUUAGGGCAUUGCUCACGAAAGACUAGAAAAUUAUUAUGUUCGUAUUUGUUUUUAGACACGUCUCUUUACAAGAUCAAAUGACAUACGUUUGAUUCUUAAGUGUUAGAUUAAAUCUAAAUUUUGUUGAAUUUGGAGCUUAGAAUGAUAAUUUUUUAAAUUUAUUCAAUGUUGUAUAGAUUAUGUAUGAGUAUUUCGUAUGAAUCUAAUGAGCCUUAACUAGACGUUAACUCUACUUUCGUUUGUUACAUAGUGUAGCUAAGUACACUCGGUAGUCACUUUGUUACGGUACGUGUCAUAUCGUUUUUAAUUUUAUGGUUGUUACAAACAUAUUUACUUAUCUAAAAAAUUGACUUUACUUUUAUUUUCUAUACAUAUUAAAAAAAAACGUAGUCACUUUGUAAUCGUAUACAAGACCGUAAACAAUUUUAUCUAUAACGUAUUUUGUAAAUAGAUAUUCUGUUCUAAGAUUUUACAUCUGCUCAACUUAAAACUUACCAUGGGACUGAAGAUUCAAAUUUAUAUAUUUAAUUCCUUAUAUUCUGGUAAAUGUAGAGAUGAAUGAAUUAAACGUAAUGUCUAGUCACUUGCUGCAUUUGCCGUGAGCAGGCGGAGAAAGCUGAAUCAAAUACAAUUGGGCAUUUUUAAUCUUUAUCGGAUUAAUAUUUAAUUAAUUCAAUUUUAUUCAAAAUAAGCGUGGUUUCCUCAUGGGAUCACUGUAUGGUUUUAUGGUGAGUGGAUUCAAAUUUAUCUACUGAAUUUUGAAAUAUUGAAAUCUUUGCUGCGAGGUGGUAAAUAAGAAUUACCAUCUGGUGUUUAGGAUAUCUAUCGUGUUAGAUAAAUCUUGUGGCAACAUACCGUUAGUGUCUAAACUUAUAAACUUAUUACGCACAUUCGCGUAGAUAGAUUAUUUCUUACUGUGAUGCUUUAUAUUUAACGUUAUGGUCAUCAGAACUUUUACUAUAUUUUCACUGUUGGAGUAAAGUUAGGUGCGAGUGGUGUGAUUUUAUUAGUACUUGGUAGCGCCCUUUCGUAAGUACUAUAAACAUACGCACGAAGGAGACGCUUGUGAAAUUUUAAAACGUUUAAAAUUACGACACAAUUCAAUAUGAUUAAGUUCGGAUGUUGUCAGAUGUGUCGUGCACUGAAAUUAUAAGUAAGAGUAGACGAUUCCUAGAAAUUAUAUAAUUAAAUAUAUUUCUUCUGAAUAAAGUAUCAAUGAUGCUGUAGAUACUAUGAAAAACAUUUUACAUUGAACUAACAACAGUCUUAAUAUAUACUUUUAUUUAAAAAGGAUAAAGCGUUUAAAAACUCAUAUUAAUUGUAUUAUCUGUUUACGCCGUGUGUCAAAUAAUUUUGAACUCAAGUUUUAAGCGAUCCUCGUAUGGAUGGACCCUUCAAAUCAAAACUAUUCGUCAAUUUUAAUUUGUAUAACUCCGUAUUUAACAAUAAUUAUACAUUCUAUAUAUAAAGUUAGGUAACUGCCAAAUAGGAGUCGAUGUCUUAUUAUCCUAGUCCUUAAGAGGUUAGCAAUUAAUUCUAAACAAUUUCAUGGUUCAAAAUUUCAUAUUCCUAGGAGAUUAGAUCAAGUAAUAAAUAGUCAUAAGAAAUCUAAUGCAUGAUAUCACUUUUGAUUAUUAAUAGUUAGAGAAAAUAGUGUCGUAGUUUCAGCAUUUGAAGUGUUGACAAAAUGUUUUACGCUCUCCCGGAUCAUAUAUUUAAGACGAGUUAGAAUUCUUAACGUUGUCUUAAAGUUAAAGCUGGAUUUGACUCUCGUCACAGUUUCCGAUCUGUGGAUUAUAAUAAGAUAGCAUUCUAAAUGGAAAGCAUUCCAACUUACAAUCUGCUCUGUAAACUCCGUUGUAUUCGAUUUCUCGCUCGAAAACUGCCGUUUAUUUUUCACUAUAAACUUAUUCGUGAUACUUUUUGUGAUCUUCAAAAAGUUAAAUCAUUCAACUUAAGUGAACUUUACUUAAUAAAAUUAAGUCUAAAUGAUUCUAAAUAUUAAAAUGAUAGUAGGGCUGUUUUAAA
Messenger RNA from Papilio xuthus (Asian swallowtail), 5823 nucleotides. It is a transcript of the gene kcc, whose product is annotated as solute carrier family 12 member kcc. Gene Ontology annotation, biological process: chloride transmembrane transport; cell volume homeostasis; potassium ion import across plasma membrane. The record is from RefSeq and is a predicted model, not a curated record. The transcript is spliced from 22 exons. Bases 332 to 3637 code for a protein of 1101 amino acids. Gene Ontology annotation, cellular component: plasma membrane. Gene Ontology annotation, molecular function: potassium:chloride symporter activity. NCBI's taxonomy places the organism in Eukaryota, Metazoa, Arthropoda, Insecta, Lepidoptera, Papilionidae.